This is a messenger RNA of Neocloeon triangulifer, 1505 nucleotides long. RefSeq names its product isovaleryl-CoA dehydrogenase, mitochondrial-like. The transcript has 7 exons. The coding region runs from base 8 to 1234 and encodes 408 amino acids. Gene Ontology annotation, molecular function: flavin adenine dinucleotide binding; 3-methylbutanoyl-CoA dehydrogenase activity. The record is from RefSeq and is a predicted model, not a curated record. Gene Ontology annotation, biological process: L-leucine catabolic process. Lineage: Eukaryota; Metazoa; Arthropoda; Insecta; Ephemeroptera; Baetidae. Gene Ontology annotation, cellular component: mitochondrion.
UAGUCAGAUGUUUGCAAUGUUUUUAGCAACAAAAAAUAUUAGAGUAGCAUUUGUUGUCAGAUGCAGAUUUACCCUUAACCUUAAAAGAUGCUUUUCCAACUUCUCCCCAAUAGAUGAGAAAGUUUUUGGUCUCUCAAUAAAGCAGCAACAGCUUCGCCAAACUGUUUUUAAUUUUCUGCAAGAAGAACUAGCGCCUAAAGCUGAUGCCAUUGAUGAGAAAAGUGACUUUCCAGAAUUGCGGGAAUUUUGGAAGAAGCUUGGAAAACUAGGCUUGCUGGGCAUCACGGCUUCAAGCAAAUAUGGUGGCUCAGAUUGCUCUGUUUUAGAGCAUUGCAUUGUUAUGGAGGAAAUGGCCAGAGUGUCAGGAGGAAUUUCUUUGAGCUAUGGCGCCCACUCCAACCUUUGUGUCAGUGCUAUCAACAAACACUGCACUGAUAAGCAAAAGGAACAAUUUUUGCCGAAACUGUGUUCCGGUGAACACAUGGGAGCCAUGGCUAUGUCGGAACCAGAGGCUGGGUCUGACGUUGUUUCGAUGCGACUGAGAGCUGAGAAGAAGGGUGACUACUUUGUCUUGAAUGGGACAAAGUUUUGGAUCACCAACGGACCAGAUGCAGAUACACUUGUGGUUUUUGCGAAAUCAAAUCCAAACGCUGCCAAACCUCAGCAUGGAGUGACAGCCUUUCUUAUCGAAAGGGGCAUGGAGGGUUUUACUAAUGGCAAGAAACUGGAUAAACUUGGCAUCCGUGGCUCCAAUACUGGCGAGCUGAUUUUUGACAACUGCAAAGUCCCAGUAAAAAACAUUCUGGGCGGAGAAAACAAGGGCAUCUAUGUGCUUUUUGGUGGUGUCGAUCUAGAGCGGGUUGUUUUUGCCGCAGCGCCAGUUGGCGUGAUGCAAGCAUGCUGCGACGCCGCCUUCCAACAACCCUCUGAGGACCUACUGCUACAGGCCAAAAAGGCCGACAUGUUCACCACUCUGUCGGCCUCCAGGUCAUACCUUUACUCUGUAGCCAGGGCUUGUGACCAGGGCAGCGUCAGCCGCAGAGAAUGCGCCUCGGUGGCCUUGCACUGCUCCGAGCAAGCCACCCAACUUGCCCUUCAGGCCAUCCAGUGUGUUGGUGAUAUUGGUCGGACGGUGCGAUACCUGCGCGACGCCAAGCUGUACGAAAUUGGCGGCGGAACGAGUGAAGUCCGCCGACUUGUGAUUGGCCGCUCCCUCAAUGAACUUUAUCUCUGAUGAAGGUAGACAUUUAAAGGAAUAAUCAGUUGUGAUUCGAAAUUCAUUCUUUAUUUUGCAAACUCUUGUAUAACUUAAUUUCAAUUCGGGCAAUAAGAUUCGCAUUUAUGCACAAAAGACAUCCAGCAUCAUUUUAAAGUGUAUAGAAUAUUUACGCAACAGCUAGCUACUCUCACUUAGUGGCUCUUAUUUACCUUAGGGUUAAUUAAAUAUAGUAACAUAUUUGCAAUAUAAUUUAAUUCAGAAAUUCUCCGUAACAUAAAUUAUUACU